Microdochium trichocladiopsis is the source of this 999-nucleotide messenger RNA. RefSeq lists its product as uncharacterized. Lineage: Eukaryota; Fungi; Ascomycota; Sordariomycetes; Xylariales; Microdochiaceae. Gene Ontology annotation, molecular function: ferric-chelate reductase activity. Gene Ontology annotation, biological process: iron ion transport; intracellular iron ion homeostasis; copper ion import. The coding region runs from base 153 to 839 and encodes 228 amino acids. The transcript has 2 exons. The record is from RefSeq and is a predicted model, not a curated record. Gene Ontology annotation, cellular component: plasma membrane.
AGCGACUCAGGGUCUUCAUGUAAUGUCAAAUCGUUCUGUGUGUAGUGCCGGAGGGAUUCUUCAUAGAAUGGACGGAUUCCAAAUCCCUUUUGCUCGACGGCGAUGGUAGUUGCUAGUUGCGUGAGGCUUGCGGGGCUCAUCUCUGCACUUUGAUGCUUUGCCGCAACCUUGCACCACAAUCGGAACAUGCCAAGCCACUCAUGUCUGUUGAGCAUAGCGCAUUUCACGGGCAUGCGAUGAAUGUGGCAUGGUGGGACAUAUCCGAGUCAUCUCCCGCCUCGUCGGUAAGCUUGCUCCUCUUAAUGCAGGCCCGCGGGCAGAUCGCUUCACUGCUCGCACAGGACGUGCGCCAGCAUUCUGUUAUGCUAGAAGGGCCAUAUCGGUAUGAUCUCAGGCUUCAACAGUACGAGAAUGUUUCCUUGGCGGCGAAGGGUGUCGGGAUUGCUGGCAUACUACCGAACGCGCUGGACCUCGUCAAUCGCCGACGUCAUGAUGCGAGAGUCCGGAGUGCAGAAGCAACAAGAAAAGUCAUGUUUCGAGACAUGACAAGGCGCGUGGACUUGUUCUGGGUGCUUGACCACAAUUCUCAGCAAAAAUGGCUUCGCCAGGAGCUGAAAGCACUGCAGGCGCUGGAUUCGGGAGACGAGGUAAGUACAUCAAUCGCCCCGUCGUACGUCGUAUGCUCGCUGCUCAUCAACAACAGAGAUUACUGUCGGUGUGGUGCAUCUACCCGUCCGCAAAGAAAAGACCGACGCCUUUUCGAGUCGAUCCACUCUGGCGUUGCUUUUAUCCCGACGAUGGCAGCAGAUUCUCCGAGAGUGAUAUCACCGGUGAGAUAGCCUCAAACGUUGACACGCCUGGCAGAAGCAUUGUCGUCACGUGUGGAGAUCCGACGUUUACGGGCAGGCUGCGCGAGGCGGUCGCGCAUAACGGACACCAGGUGUUUGUAGAGAUGGAGUACAGACCUGAGGAGAGCGCCCAGCGUACGUGGGUAUGAUC